GACAGUUUCAUGGCGCAGAUCCCUUGAUCAAUAACAAAUAGCAAAACGCGUCGAAUUGACGCGAUGUCAACUUGACCUUCUGCGAUUCUGCUCUUGUUUUCCGGCUUGGCUGCCAUGACGCCACACGAUCUCCCUCGCUCUGUCACCGCCUUUGUUGAGCCAUCUACGCUCACACUAUUUUCGAAGGUCAGGCUAAGCUAAAGAAGGUCUGGCACCGCUCCGGCUUCACGCACUUGAGUACAUCGACACACGCCCGCAAGGCACCACUUUGGAGGAACACCUCUGCACAGACCCCAGCAUACAGAGUAACACCGACGCAUUCUCCUCACGGAUUGACACUCGCAUACACUGACAAUGGCAACUUCACUCACUGCACUUCUCAUCGCCCUCGCGGCGACUUCAACCUACGCGGCAUCGAGCGUAGACAGCACGCAGGCGCUGGUCGGUCGCUCAACCAGCGCUGUCGCUUCUUACAGUCUACUUGAGCAGCUCUCUGUCAAUUAUGUCGUCCCGACUGUCUCGAAUCGUACACAACCCAAGCACUGGGCGACAAGUAUCUUGGAGCCUUAUUCUACUUAUCAUACCCGAUACAUUCUGAUCGGAUGCCCAAAGAAGCAUAAUACGGCCUUUUACCACACCUGCUGCCACCCUCGGCAUGUCAAAGCGGACAUUCACAAGUGGCCAAAGAAGUGCAUGGCAUCAUCAUACCUGACAAAGCAUCACAAUGGCACCGUCAGUGGUACUUCAGCCAACACGACCACGAUCGCAAAGAACACGACAGUCGCAUCGCACACUGCACAAAUAUCAAGGCAAGAUGUGCGCGUGGUCAAGAAGGCAAAGAAGACGGUCAAGACUACAGCUGCGCAGAAGAAGAAGGAGCAAGAGGCAUAUGCUGCCGCACUUGCUGCUCAUCACAAAGCAGUAGCCGCUGCGAAGAAGGCAGCAGACGAGGAGGCAGCCGCAAAGGCAAGCAAGCAUAAGAAGACUGCCGCUGCGGCGAAAGCAAAGGCUGCCGCUGAGGCAAAGGCUGCUGCGAAGGCGAAGGCCGCUGAAAAGGCAGCAGCUGGAAAGGCAGCAGCAGCUAAAGCAGCGGCUGAGAAGAGAGCUGCCGCGGAAGCAGCAGCAGCAGCAAAGAAGGCAGCCGCAGCGAAGAAGGCGGCAGCGGCAGCGAAAAAGGCCGCGGCAGCUAAGAAAGCCAAAAAGGUCUCAUUCUCGUCGGGCAGCGGCAGCAAAGCAGUAUCAACUGCUUCUAGCUCCUCACAAUGGUUCUCUGGCGGCGUCGCUACAUUCUUCUACCAGAACGUUAUCGCCGAAGGCAACGCAGGUGCAUGUGGCCAUGUCAACUCGGACAGCGCAAAGAUUGUCGCGCUACAGACGCAGAUGUAUGGCAAUCUGGGCGCGGUGUCUUCGCAUUGCGGCCAGAAAGUCUUGAUUACCCGGACUGACACAGGCGCUUCCGUCGUCGCAACUGUUGCUGAUGCUUGCCCAACAUGCAGCAACCCUCACUCGCUCGACCUGUCAGUCGGCGCCUUUACUGCUAUUGCGACAGAAGCAGAAGGUAUGGUGCCCAUCAAGUGGCAGUUUAUGUAAGCGUGCAGCACUUGCGCCGCUGAAGCUAUUGGUGACCGGCUCAUCUGUUGUGCCUUGUAACACCGUGCUCGAUGCACCAUUUGCGUUUCGUCAAAGUAUUGCGAGCAGAUAGUCAGCAGCUAGUCCAAGCCAGACAAUUAGGCCAAGAUCGCGGUUACUGAUGAACCGCUGCCAGCAAUUAGCUCGAUUCGAUGUAUCGAGGCCCUUGAGCUGCCAAGCGAGGUGGGCUGCGGCACCUCCGCAGGAGAUGGCAUAAAAGGUUGCUGUCUGAUCGUUCAUGUAGCCCGAUAAAGCGAGCAUAGCUG
This is a messenger RNA of Mixia osmundae IAM 14324, 1895 nucleotides long. RefSeq lists its product as uncharacterized. Lineage: Eukaryota; Fungi; Basidiomycota; Mixiomycetes; Mixiales; Mixiaceae. The transcript is spliced from 2 exons. The record is from RefSeq and is a predicted model, not a curated record. Bases 355 to 1590 code for a protein of 411 amino acids.